GCGCUUCUUCCGGGUGGGGCCCCGGGCCGAGGCGAUGGCGCCCUGGGCGCUCCUCAGCCCUGGGGUCCUGGUGCGGACCGGGCACACCGUGCUGACCUGGGGAAUCACGCUGGUGCUCUUCCUGCACGAUACCGAUAAAAGUGCAGAUGAACUGCUGGCCACACACAGCCACUCAUGGAACCAACAUCUCCAGGCCUUUGCUCAGCCAGGAACACACUUCCCCACCUCCAACUGCACCCCAACCCCACCCACUCCUGUUCUACCCGGCCCAGCCUCACUGUGCUCUCCGGCCUCUCCAGAGCUGCGGCAAUGGGAGGAGCAGGGGGAGCUGCUCCUGCCCCUCACCUUCCUGCUCCUGGUGCUGGGCUCCCUGCUGCUCUACCUCGCUGUGUCACUCAUGGACCCUGGCUACGUGAAUGUGCAGCCCCAGCCUCAGGAGGAGCUCAAAGAGGAGCAGACAGCCAUGGUUCCUCCAGCCAUCCCUCUUCGGCGCUGCAGAUACUGCCUGGUGCUGCAGCCCCUGAGGGCUCGGCACUGCCGUGAGUGCCGCCGUUGCGUCCGCCGCUACGACCACCACUGCCCCUGGAUGGAGAACUGUGUGGGAGAGCGCAACCACCCACUCUUUGUGGUCUACCUGGCGCUGCAGCUGGUGGUGCUUCUGUGGGGCCUGUACCUGGCAUGGUCAGGCCUCCGGUUCUUCCAGCCCUGGGGUCAGUGGUUGCGGUCCAGCGGGCUCCUGUUCGCCACCUUCCUGCUGCUGUCCCUCUUCUCGUUGGUGGCCAGCCUGCUCCUCGUCUCGCACCUCUACCUGGUGGCCAGCAACACCACCACCUGGGAAUUCAUCUCCUCACACCGCAUCGCCUAUCUCCGCCAGCGCCCCAGCAACCCCUUCGACCGAGGCCUGACCCGCAACCUGGCCCACUUCUUCUGUGGAUGGCCCUCAGGGUCCUGGGAGACCCUCUGGGCUGAGGAGGAGGAAGAGGGCAGCAGCCCAGCUGUUUAGGGUUGCUGGAGGCCGGGCUACCGUCUUGUGCCUGAAAACCACGGGGCCUGUCCCCAGCUGGGGUGAGCGCUCAGAGGGCCUGGGGCCCUCACUCCUGCCCACGCCUCCCAGACCCCAGAACGGAGCUUCAAGUCAGACAGAUCCCUGCCUUGGUGGGCAGUUCUGCCUUCCAAGGAAGAAGGGGAAGAAAAGGACCUGUGGGUGGCUCAGGCCCAAGCAGACCCCGGGCUCCACCCCAGCCCCGCCCAGGCUGCUGCCAGUGCACACUUUUACAAAUUUAAUAUAAAGCAAGUCCAGUCUUAAAAAGA
Molecule: messenger RNA, 1311 nt
Organism: Homo sapiens (human)
Lineage: Eukaryota; Metazoa; Chordata; Mammalia; Primates; Hominidae
Gene: ZDHHC12
Product: zDHHC palmitoyltransferase 12
Exons: 5
Coding region: 35-1003 (322 amino acids)
Biological process (GO): gephyrin clustering involved in postsynaptic density assembly; positive regulation of synaptic transmission, GABAergic
Cellular component (GO): Golgi membrane; Golgi apparatus; endoplasmic reticulum membrane
Molecular function (GO): protein-cysteine S-palmitoyltransferase activity; palmitoyltransferase activity
Source: RefSeq, marked validated